This is a messenger RNA of Dermacentor silvarum, 1306 nucleotides long. RefSeq lists its product as uncharacterized. The transcript has 6 exons. Bases 219 to 956 code for a protein of 245 amino acids. NCBI's taxonomy places the organism in Eukaryota, Metazoa, Arthropoda, Arachnida, Ixodida, Ixodidae. The record is from RefSeq and is a predicted model, not a curated record.
GGGGUCGCAAAGUAAGAAAACGACGAGGAUAUUUAUAGCCUGACUUGUGAAUUGUAAUAUAGGGUGAAAAUCUCGUGCAACUGCCGCCCUCUGCCUCGAUGCCCAUGUUUCCGACGCUCCCGUCUCGUGUCCGGACGCCCAUACCUGCUUCCCUUUAAUUCACCGACCACACGCAACGCGAGACGCAGUAGGCGAGACACCGGCAUCGGCGAUAAAGAAUGAAGGUGUGCAUAGUGUUGCUCGGCAUUUGGGUGCUAGCUACCGCAAAUGCAAGAAGCCAGGAGAUUGGCUGGGAGGCUCGCUCUCCGAACAGUGCCUACUACGACCGGCACAUGGAGGACCUUCUGCACCACAAGCUGGAGAAGUUCAGAUCCGUGAUGCUCACCGGCUACCCUAGCCUGGGAAUAUCCGCCAUGGACCCGCUCAACAUUCCUCCCACGGACAUGUCUUCCAUCUUCGGAGGAGACGCGUUUCGCUUUCAGCUGCUCCACAUUCAGAUCCGGAACCUCUCCACGUUCGAAAUCACCAACCUCAGGGCGGACACUGAAAACCUGAAGGUUCACCUGACGUUCCAAGUUCCAAAGGUUUCCGGAAGGAUGCAGUACUCCGUGGCUGGAUCUCUCUACGAGGCCUUCCCCCUUCAAGGAAGCGGUCGUUGCGACGUCGUCUAUUAUGACGUCAUGGUCACCACCGCAGCGCGGCUCCGGGAAGCCAACGGGAAAUUCCAGUUCACAAAGUUCGAAGAUUCCAGCGUUGACUAUGCAUCUGAAGAAGUGUUGGUACAGCAGGGACCUCCAGUGGGAGCCGGCGGUGGCCUUGGCUCCCAGGUUGGCCGGGUCCUCUUCUGGACGCUGUCCAAGCAGGCCGCGAGGACGCUACCGCCGAGCUUGCUGCGGUUCCUGAACGACGCCCUCGAGCGCGCUCCAAGACCAGGCGCCCGCAAACUAUCGCUGUGAAACAUUCUGCUCGGUCCCAACGGUGGUCCGCAAGCCGGCACGACGUCCAUCGCCGAACGUCAAAGUGUGUUUUUGUGCAGAUUUUGUAUCGGUAGGCUUACUCGCUGCGCUGUUAGCACGCCAACUGCAGCGGCUAGAAUUCUAGAGGCGGGCAAUUAAGAUGAAGCCAAGCACCACAUUCCGACUACUAACAUUUUUUUUUAAUCUAAGCUCAUCAGCCAUUCAUUGAAGACAAAACGGUCACAGCAAGAUGUAGAUUUGAAGUGAACAACAGGCAGACGAACAAUGGAAGCCUCAGCUUGGAGACAAGGGAACUUGCAUCCAUCAGGCAGAAGUCAGCCAAAGUCAGC